This is a messenger RNA of Cucumis sativus (cucumber), 2071 nucleotides long. RefSeq names its product cysteine-rich repeat secretory protein 38. Lineage: Eukaryota; Viridiplantae; Streptophyta; Magnoliopsida; Cucurbitales; Cucurbitaceae. The record is from RefSeq and is a predicted model, not a curated record. The transcript has 2 exons. The coding region runs from base 1034 to 1873 and encodes 279 amino acids.
GCAAAAUAUAAUUGGCUGUCCCCAUCAACUUCUUUUCCAUGGAUAUAUAAUAUAAUCUUAUCCAUCUCAGAUCCAGCAUCAAUUCCCUAAUUAACCCCAUCAUUAUCUUUAUUUUGCUCUGAUCUUCUAAUCUUAUUGCUUUCCCAUUGUUAUUAUAUGGAUUAAUGCAUAACCAACUUUACUUUAUAGCUUUUCUGUGACAGUUGGAUGUGUUUGCUAUUAUAUAUAUAUUUCCCUUUUCAAAGUUAGGUUUCUGCAUUUUCAGGCAUUGAUGAUUCUUAGCUAAUUAAGAAUCAAAGCUACUACUGCAAAGUUCUACUUUUUUCCAUGUUUGUAUACAAGUUUAGUGGAAACUGGGUUUUAAAUCGUUGAUGGAAAUAUUGAUAAAAAGGAAAUGCUAUAGAUAUCUUAAGUCUUAGCGUGAACAACUCAUUAGUUUUAACAUGUUACCAUGUCUAAUUAAACUAUUACUAAUGUUAUGGUCUCGUUAGUAACAAACAUGGUUGGAGACUUGGGAGUGAUUUUAUAGAGGUGAACAUCAUUUUUGCCGUAUCCAAAGGUAAUGCAAAAUACGAUUUUAAUAGUUUAAACCAAUUUUGAGUGAAUAGAGACAUGUUUCAUAGUGGUUUUAAUUACACAAACUAUUUAUCCCUUAAGUUAGAUCAAACCUAUAGUUUCAUAAAAAUAGUUUUUUGUUUUUCCUUUCUCAUCGAUGAACAAUGAAAUGUCAAUCUUGGGCACUUGAGUUUACUGAUCUUGCCUCCUGAAAGUAUGUAGAGGCCACUAACAAUUGCCAAAUUAGGAUGACAUUUGGAGUUGACUUUUAUCAAAGUUGCUGUUAAUUUAAUUAUCUAUCCAGCCAUCAUAGAAAUGAAGUUGACUUUUGUGCACAAAGAACAACAAAGGGGGAAAAAAGGCUAUGACUUUCUUUCUUUAAUGAGUGUUCUUUAAUCUUAACAAGCUCCUAAAACUUCUUCAACAACUUCAAUAUCAACUUCAUCAAACUUUGAGAGGAAAACACCAUCCAAAUGAAAUGGGAGCAUUCAAAUUCUUGUCAACCUUGUAUCUAUCCACAACUUUACUGUUAAUAAUAUUCGGUUCUUUCUUUUGCUGUGCUGAUACAAACUUGAACUGUGGCCGACAGUGUUCUAAAUCUGAUAGCUUUACAACCGAGAACGAUUUCAAGGCCAAUCUGAAGAAUCUUUUGGACUCUUUGGCUGAAAAUGGGCCUCUUUUUAGAGGUUUUUACAGCACCUCCAAUGGAGAGAGUUCAAACCAAAUCUUUGGUCUUGUUCAAUGCAGAGGUGACGUUUCUUCAAUCGACUGUGGUAGCUGCAUAAAAAACUCCUCUGCUUUUGCUUUGUCUGAGUGUCCUGAAAGCAAAGAUGUUAUGAUUUGGUUUACAUGGUGUUUUCUUAGGUAUUCCACUGAUAACUUCGUUGGGGUUUUGAGUCAAACUUCAGUGGCUAUUUUUAAUGACACCAAUUAUGAUGACCCAUCUUUGGUUUCUUAUGGUUUGUCUCUAAUGAGUGGAUUGGCUUCAUCUGCCUCUUAUCAGAACUUGAUGUUUCAAACUGAUGUUUUGAAUGCUGGUAUGAAAGGAAAGAGAUAUGGGAUGGCUCAGUGUACUAGAGAUAUCAGUGGGAGUGAUUGUGCUCAGUGUCUCAACUCUCAAUUGGCUACCUUUAGGACAACCAUUGGGAGUAAGAAAGAUUGGGAAAUAUAUGGAUUCAAUUGCUUUAUGUGGUAUCAUGAUCAUCAGUUUUACUUCAAUUUUUCAACUAGUGCAGGUGGAAGAUGGUCUUUUCCAGAUGGUGGAAGAACAAUUUGCAUUUCCCUUGCAGUAUUAAUGAUGGUUGUGAUGAUUCUCUAGUUGUUGAAAGUUGGAACAUUUUUUUAUCUGAGGAUGGAAGUCAUGAAUCUGCAACUUGAAAGACUUUCCUUCUCCUUGGUUUUGUUCCUUUUAUUUUGUAUUCUUUAUUAUAAAUCCUACUUGUACUCUUAACUUGUAAAGCUAACUAAAGUCAACUCUCUAAGGAGGGGAAGCUUAUUUUAUUUCUUCUACUUUGUA